Messenger RNA from Penaeus chinensis, 2177 nucleotides. RefSeq lists its product as uncharacterized. NCBI's taxonomy places the organism in Eukaryota, Metazoa, Arthropoda, Malacostraca, Decapoda, Penaeidae. The record is from RefSeq and is a predicted model, not a curated record. The coding region runs from base 96 to 1169 and encodes 357 amino acids. The transcript has 11 exons.
GCGGCUUCUUAUCGUGGAUGCUGUCACGUCUCCCAACACAAAGCUGUAAUACUAGUUGAAGAAGCUGUAAAAGAUUUGCUGCCCCAUCUUACAUCAUGGAGGAAGCCACUGAAAUGAUGAGGUCCUUCUCUGAAUGUGCCUAUCAGGUUUACAAGAAGGACGAGUUUCAGAGAGCCACACAACUUCUUUACAGUGAAGCAUUUAUCAUCACUCUUAGCAUGCAGGGUCGGAUGCAGUUUUAUUGUACGGUUUGCAACAAGGAGAUGAACUGUGUGAAUUCAAUGACUGAACACAGCCACUCUGGAGCACACCAAAAAAAUAUAGACAGAGGUAAGAGAUGUGACGAGAACAAGAGUAGAACAGCUGCUCAACAAUAUGAAAAGAAUUCACUGCAGUACAAACUCCUCACCAGCAGUACUCAAGCUAUAGGUCUUCAUAUGGUGGAAGAGUUUCAAGUAACUUCAAGAAGCAAAGCAUACUUCAAGUGUAACCUGUGUGGAGCCCAUGGCCGAAUGGACUCUAUGUACUAUCAUCUGAUUGGAGUUAAACACACAGAAAAAUAUCUUAAAAGAAGGGUCAAUAUCGAAACAACUCAACUGAAUUCAAGAACCCGUGAAGAAUACCGCCAGCUGGAUCUUGAAGCUGAAGGUUCAAGAAUAGAGGAAAUAACACAUAUUGAAGGCAAACACAUGUUCCCUCAAGAGUGGCUUACUGAAGGGCAGCCUAAAGGAAAUCAAGUGACUGAAGAUGUUGAUGGUUUUCCAGGACAAAAGAGUCAGUAUGAUAAAUACAAGCACAACUGUUAUAAGUUGGAGAAGGUUGAUUCUAAGGACAAAGCAUGUCAGACUGACCACGAGGAUCCCUUUGAGAACAUCAUGACAGUAUUGUCAACACAACACAGUAUGAUGCUGGACGACAACUUUACCCUUUAUGGCCCAGACCAAGCCCUGGCCUGCAUGCAAGUUAUGUUCCCUCUGGGUGAGACAAUUUAUGAAGCCACAAAUAAGGAAAUGAAAAGGCAAACAGACCUGGACACAUUACAGAAGGAACAUUCUAAAAAGAAGAAUCUGAACAAAUUCCUUGGACUCCUGCAGCAUAUUUUGAUUCCUAGGGCAGAGCAAGAUUGCCAGGUCAGUUUGAUGCAUAACAUUAUGAAAACAGAUUAUUAGUUUCUCAAGAUGAAAAAUUGUAAUAGUUUCUUUUGCUGUAAAAAUGGAAUUAUUUAUUUGAAUGAAAUGAUAUGGUUAAUUUUUCAUGAUGUUUUCAAUGUAGGAAUUAGAGUUUGAUCAUUUCAAUGUGCUGAUCUGUCAUAUGGCAUAUUCAUUUUCUUUUCCUGAAGUGGAAAAAAAUCCUCUCUUUUUGUUUGUCUGAAGUGGGAAAAAAUGUGACUUCUUUCCAUUCUUUGAGUGAAAUGAUGUGACAUUUCUGUCUUACAGAGCUUCUGUUAAUAAUUAAUUUGUGUUGAUAUGUGUAGCCUAGAGUAGGAGUAAGAAUUUGUCAUUUUUUUCAAUGAUGUGCUGAUUAUGAUAUUGUGACUUUCAUGUAUAGUCUCUGUGGGUGGAGUGCAAAAAAAAUUAAGUACAAUUAUUUUAUCCAUUCAGCUAUGCAGCAAGAUCUUUUAUGUAUAGCAUUUCCAUUCAUCUUAUACUAUAAGCCAUUUCUUUAUGCCUGAUUAUUAUUAUUAUUAUUAUUAUUAUUUUUUUUUUUUUUUUUUUUUUUUUUUUUUUUUGUGUGUGGUCUAUAUGAAAGAAUUUUACAUUGUAAUUUGGUGAUUAAGUAUUUUUAUAAGUCAUGAUAUUCUUUUCUUCUUCCUUUCUAUCAGCUGAUGUAAUAAUGGAUUAACCUGGAUUCCUUAGAAAAUUAUUGCAAGAUGUUACAACUUAUAGUGUGCAUUUCUCAUAAUAUCUGUUAUAGUGUGUAGUUUUGUGUAUUGUAUUUAUGUUGAAAUAUGUUUUAGGUAAAUUAAUUUGAUUUGCAUUAUCUUUGGCUGUUUUGCCUUGCAUAUUUCAUAUAAAUGUCAUUAAAGUUAAUUUCAGUAUUCAUUAUAUUCUCUUAACCAGACAGGUUUUCACUUCAGUGUGGCUGAACUUUCAGGGAUAGUUGAUGAAGUACAUGAGACUUGCCACAGGCUCAUUUGAAGUGUGCUUUGAAUAUUAUGAAGCAGGUCACCUCUGCUA